Molecule: messenger RNA, 564 nt
Organism: Vicia faba (fava bean)
Lineage: Eukaryota; Viridiplantae; Streptophyta; Magnoliopsida; Fabales; Fabaceae
Source: the annotation of a GenBank genome assembly
AUGGAACCGAAACGCGUUAUCGUCACCGCCACCGUCACCGUCGCUGUCACCGUUUUCUUACUCUUCUCCAUCGGAGUUCUUGCUACUCUUACCGGUUUUUGGGGUGGGGCUCGCUCUGGAACGUUGGUGUCGUUUUCAUUCUUGUUUGGAUUUGAGGAAGCAACUAAUUUCACACUCGUUCGUACUCCUCAUCGUAAACUUCUUCCGAAUCAUGCAACUGAGGCUGAGAGGGUGGAACCAAACAGAAUAUGGGGUGAGAAAUGCACGAAAUCAGACAUUGUGAUAAACCAAGGCUCAACAGCACCACUCCCGAGUGGAAUACCAACAUACACAGUAGAAAUCAUGAACAUGUGUGUAAGUGGAUGUGACAUUUCUGCUAUACAUCUUCGAUGUGGCUGGUUCAGCUCAGCACGUCUCAUCAAUCCAAAGCUCUUCAAACGCCUCCGUUACAAUGACUGCCUUGUCAAUGAUGGCAGACCAUUAGUCAAUGGUGCCACUGUUUCUUUUCAGUAUGCUAAUACCUAUCUCUAUCCUCUCUCUGUUUCAUCUGUAGUAUGCGUUUGA